Messenger RNA from Sphaeramia orbicularis (orbiculate cardinalfish), 4956 nucleotides. RefSeq lists its product as uncharacterized. Lineage: Eukaryota; Metazoa; Chordata; Actinopteri; Kurtiformes; Apogonidae. Gene Ontology annotation, cellular component: cytoplasm. Gene Ontology annotation, molecular function: calcium ion binding; calcium-dependent cysteine-type endopeptidase activity. The record is from RefSeq and is a predicted model, not a curated record. Gene Ontology annotation, biological process: proteolysis.
UUGCAGUUAUAAAGGAGAAUACAAGAAAGGUUCCUCUAUAUUGUAUGUAGCUGGUAGAAGAUCAAGUCACACAUCAGUCCAACUCACUCACAAAGACAAAGAAAUCAAGUCUCAGCAUCCAGGGAGACUGUGCAUACUUGACAAGUGAGGAUGACUUCCACAGCAGAUCGACUCGCCCAUGAGAAACGGAAGGAGAAAGGCUUCGGAACCAACAAGCAGGCGGUGAAGUUCUCCCGGCAGGACUAUGGGACUCUGCGCCAACAGUGUCUGGAUAGUGGACGUCUGUUUGAAGACCCCAGCUUUCCAACCGAGUACAAGUCACUGGGUUACAAUGAGCUGGGACCAUACUCAUCCAAGACCAGGGGUGUAGUCUGGAAGAGGCCAACGGAGCUGUGUUCUAAACCAAAGUUCAUUGAUGAUGGAGCGACAAGGACUGACAUCUGUCAAGGUGCUCUGGGCGACUGCUGGCUUCUGGCUGCCAUUGCCUCACUUACUCUGGACCAACGGAUCCUGGCCCGUGUGGUGCCCACGGGGCAGAGUUUUGAAGAAGGUUAUGCUGGAAUAUUUCAUUUCCAGUUCUGGCAGUUUGGUGAGUGGGUAGACGUGGUUAUUGAUGACCGUUUACCCACCAGAGAUGGAAAGCUGCUGUUUGUUCAUUCUGCUGAGGGCAAUGAAUUCUGGAGUGCGCUGCUGGAAAAGGCUUAUGCUAAGGUGUGUGGUUGCUAUGAGGCUCUGACAGGAGGAAACACCAUUGAGGGCUUUGAGGAUUUCACAGGAGGAAUUGCAGAAAUCUACUGUUUAGACAAGGCUCCACCACAGCUUUUCCAGAUCAUAAAGAAGGCCUUGAACCUGGGCUCUCUGCUGGGCUGCUCUAUUGAUAUCAACAGCAGCUAUGAGUCAGAAGCAGUUACAUCACUGAAACUUGUAAAAGGACAUGCAUACUCAGUCACUGGUGCAGAAGAGGUUAGUUAUCGAGGCCAGCCGGUUCAACUGGUCCGCAUCAGGAACCCAUGGGGUCAGGUGGAGUGGACAGGACCAUGGUCUGAUGGAUCCAGGGAAUGGAACUACGUCAGUGAGGACGAGAAAUCAAAGUUGAACCAUGUAGCUGAAGAUGGAGAAUUUUGGAUGUCUUAUUCAGAUUUCAUGAAGCACUUCUCCAGGCUGGAGAUCUGUAACUUGACUCCAGACACCCUUGAAAGUGAUGACGUGGGCCACUGGAACCACUACCAGUUUGAGGGGAUGUGGAGAAUCGGUGCCACUGCUGGAGGCUGCCGCAACAACCCAGCCACAUUUACAUCCAACCCCCAGUUUGUGGUGCGUCUGGAGGAUGUGGAUGAUGAUCCUCUGAAUGGGGAGGAUGGGUGUACUUUUCUGGUGGGCCUGAUGCAGAAGGAUGGACGUCGCCAACGCAGGCUAAACCGUGACCUGGAGACCAUCGGCUUUGCCAUUUAUAAGGUCCCAGAUCAGUACAAAGGUCGCAGUAAUGUUCACCUGGGUCCAGAUGUGCUGCUGCGACAGCGAGCUGUGGCGAUGAGCAGUACCUUCAUCAACACACGAGAGGUGUGUGACCGCUUCACACUUCCUCCAGGAGAAUAUGUCAUUAUUCCCUCGACUUUCCACCCCCACAAGAAUGCCAGCUUCGUUCUGAGGGUGUUCUCAGAGAAGCAGGCAGCCACCAGCCCACUGGAGGAGGAAAUUGGAGCUGAAAUAAAAGAUGAGGAGGAGAUAUGUGAGCGUGAUGUGGAUCCUCAUUUCAAAAGGCUCUUCAAGCAGAUUGCUGGUGAUGACUUGGAGGUAUCGGCCUUUGAACUGGUUAGAAUCUUGAACAACAUUGUCUCUCACCGGUCUGAUCUCAAGACAGACGGCUUCAGCCUCGAGACAGGCCGGUUGAUUGUCAGUCUGCUGGAUAAAGAUGAAAGCGCCAAGUUAGGGCUUCUGGAAUUCCACACGCUUUGGCUGAAAAUCCAGAAAUACCUGGAGAUCUUCAAGAAUCAUGACAAUGACAAUUCUGGCACAAUGAGCUCCCAUGAGAUGAGAGGAGCUGCCAUUGAAGCUGGUUUCCAGGUCAACAGUUCCCUGCUGCAGGUCAUCGUCAGUCGCUAUGCUGAUUGUCACUAUGCAGUUGACUUUGACAGUUUUGUAGGAUGUCUGAUCAAAUUGGAAAUGCUGUUCAAAAUGUUUAAGGCUCUAGAUAAAGACCACCAGGGAAAGAUUGAACUUGACCUGCAACAGGUAAGUACGAAAAUACUGUACAAACGCUGCAAAGUGAACAGCGGAAGUCUGUACAUUUUGCAAACUUCUAAAAUGUCUGGAAUAGCAGAAAAACUUCAGCAUAACAGAGACAGAGCACAUGGGAUUGGAUCGAACUCAGAGGCAGUGAAAUAUCUGAACCAAGACUAUGAGUCACUGAAGAGAAGCUGUCUGGAGGGAGGACAGCUGUUCGAGGACGACUGCUUUGAGGCUUUACCUUCAUCUUUAGGCUUCAAUGAACUUGGACCAAAUUCCUACAAAAUCCGAGGCGUCACCUGGAAAAGACCCACGGAAUUGUGUCACAAUCCAAAAUUCAUUUUUGAAAAUGCCACCAGGACUGACAUUUGCCAAGGAGCACUCGGUGACUGCUGGCUCUUGGCAGCGAUCGCCUCCUUAACUCUAAACAAGCAGGUUUUGUCUCGAGUGGUACCUCAUAACCAAUGCUUUGACGAGAAUUAUGCUGGCAUCUUUCAUUUUGAGUUCUGGCAGUUUGGUGAGUGGGUAGAUGUAGUGGUCGAUGACCGUUUGCCCACCAGAGAUGGAGAACUGCUGUUUGUUCACUCAGCUGAGGGCUCUGAGUUUUGGAGUGCACUGUUGGAGAAGGCCUAUGCCAAAUUAAAUGGAUGCUAUGAGGCGCUUUCUGGAGGUUCGACCACUGAAGGCUUUGAGGACUUCACUGGGGGCAUCGCUGAGAGGCAUGAGCUGAGCAAGCCCAAUCCACACCUCUUCCACAACAUUAAGAAGGCCCUGGAUAGAGGCUCCCUUCUUGGAUGCUCCAUUGAUGUUUGUUUGAGCUCUUGGUUCACCUCUCAUGUGUUCUGGUCAGUUAUCCUCUUGUGUGUGGUUGUUACAUACAUGACUUUAUGCUUCCUUCCAGAUACCAGUGCAGCUGACUCAGAAGCUGUCACACAUCGCAAGCUGGUGAAGGGCCAUGCUUAUUCGGUGACAGGAACAGACCAGGUGGAGUACAGAGGAAGGACGGUGCAGCUGAUUAGGAUUAGAAACCCAUGGGGCCAGGUGGAAUGGAACGGAGCCUGGAGCGACAACUCUUCAGAGUGGAGAUAUGUGAGUGACGAAGACCAGGAGAGACUGACCAACCGUGAAGAUGGAGAGUUCUGGAUGUCAUUUUCUGAUUUCCUCCGUGAAUAUUCUCGCCUUGAGAUUUGCAACCUCACCCCUGAUGCACUCACAGAUGACUACAAGAAAUGGGCAGAGUCAGAGUUUGAAGAAACAUGGAGGAGGGGCGUGUCAGCAGGCGGCUGCAGAAACUACCCAAAUUCGUUCUGGACAAAUCCUCAGUUUGUCAUCAAGCUGGAUGAGGUGGACGAUGACCCUGAUGAUGGUGAGGAGGGUUGUACUGUCAUUGUGGGUUUGAUGCAAAAGAACAAGCGGCGCAGGAGGAAAAUGGGAGAGGACAUGGAGACCAUUGGCUUUGCCAUUUAUGAACUGCCUGAAGAGUACUCUGGUAAAAAACAAGUGCACCUGAAGAGAAACUUCUUCCUGCGUAACAGUUCAAGAGCACGUUCUGAGACCUUCAUCAACCUGCGGGAAGUGUGCAGCCGCUUCUGUCUUCCCCCUGGGGAGUACCUCAUCGUCCCCUCCACCUUUGAGCCGAACAAGAACGGAGACUUUUAUGUGCGGGUGUUCUCUGAGAAAACCGCUGAUUUCCAAGAGAUUGAUGACCCUGUGGAAAGUCAUGUUGAGCCGAUUCAUGUUGAUGAAGAUGAUAUCAGUGACAGAUUCAAGAGUCUUUUUGAACAUCUUGCUGGACAUGAUGUGGAGAUUUCAGCAUUUGAGUUGCAGAGAAUCCUCAACCGAGUGAUUCAGAAACGAAAUGACAUCAAAACCACUGGGUUCAGCCUGACAACUUGUCGCAACAUGGUCAAUCUGCUGGAUAAAGAUGGAAGUGGCAAGCUGGGAUUGGUGGAAUUUAAGAUUCUGUGGACCAAGAUUGAGAAGUUUCUGGAUCUGUAUAAAACCAGAGAUGCGGACCAAAGUGGCUGCAUGAGCGCUGCUGAGAUGCGGAUGGCAGUGGAAGAAGCAGGCUUCUCUCUCAACCACACUCUGCAUCAGAUAAUUGUGGCCCGCUACAGUGAACCAAGCCUCACCCUGGACUUUGACAACUUUGUUUGCUGCCUGAUUCGCUUGGAGUCCCUCUUCAAUGCAUUCAAAACCUUGGACAAGGACGAAUCUGGUCACAUAGAGUUGGGUUUUGUGGAGUGGCUGGAGCUGUCGCUGUUGUAGAGAAGCAUCUGAAGAAUCCAGACCUGUGCUGAAUGACUUCAUAUCUUCUUAUAACUGAAUAUUUUCUGUAUGUUAUUCUUCUGUGGUUGUUUAGAUGGGGGUUUAAUUACAGUUUGUGUCUCAUGUACAAUUAUUAGAAUUAACACAUAAUCAAACUCUGGUAACUGUGUGUCAACACCUCAUUCUAACUUGUCUAUUCUGUCAUAUAUUAUUGCUUCUUCUGAUUCAUAGUACAACAGUAAACAGUAAAGAGUGCUCAACCUCAAGGAAUUGUUCAUGUUUUCAGUUUUAUAUCACUGAGUCACAAUAGAUUUAAAACAGUAAUGUGUGUUUUUUCACAUAUUAACCUAUAAAGACCCAGUACUACUUUUGUGUCAGUUCCCAAAAGAUCUUUUUGUCUCUAUUUAACCUUUCUUAAGGGAUUUAUCACCAUUUAUUAUAUUAUCCUCUGUAUUUUGUGUU